Diachasma alloeum is the source of this 2087-nucleotide messenger RNA. RefSeq names its product rho GDP-dissociation inhibitor 2 (gene RhoGDI). Gene Ontology annotation, biological process: Rho protein signal transduction. The transcript has 4 exons. The record is from RefSeq and is a predicted model, not a curated record. Gene Ontology annotation, cellular component: cytosol; cytoplasm; membrane. Bases 491 to 1099 code for a protein of 202 amino acids. NCBI's taxonomy places the organism in Eukaryota, Metazoa, Arthropoda, Insecta, Hymenoptera, Braconidae. Gene Ontology annotation, molecular function: Rho GDP-dissociation inhibitor activity; protein binding.
CCUUCAAGAUAUGCCACAACUUGAAUAUUUUUUUUUAUUGCCCAAAAUAAUGAACGGUAUCAUGGAAAAAAAGAGGAAAUUUUUAUUAUUGCUUCUCAAGUGAACAUAUUAGAGAGAGUUUUUCUUUUUCUUCCAGAGUAACUCAUCAACUCCAUGAAAAACAGGAAGUUAAUGCGCCCAAAUCAGCCAUAUUGUUGAGGCCUUUUCCGUUUGGCAAGAGAGUAAGCGAUAUUUCUCCGGUGUAUUCAGGCAUACUAUCUAAUGCCUGCUGAAUAGAGUUUGACGGAAUCGAACAGAGAGGAGACAGAGCGAGAGAGAGAGAGAGAGUCUCCAUGUGAAGUAAUAGUUGAGCUUGAGCAGGGGCUAUUAUAAUAAUUAAGAAGAAAAAAUAUUGAGUUAACAACUUUUACCUAUCCUACUUAUAUUCUCAUCUGGGGAUCUGAUUGAUUGUUGUUGUGAAUUAAUUUGAAGAUUGCGUGUGUGAGCCAAAAUGGCAGAUGCAGCAGGUGAUCAUGUUGGCCCUGUUGAAGAAGAGUUGGAAGUUGAAUCAAACUAUAAACCUCCACCAGAGAAAACGAUAGAGCAACUGCUUGAAGCAGAUAAAGAGGAUGAAAGUUUGAGAAAAUACAAGGAGACACUUUUGGGCGAGGCCCGAGCUGGGGGUAUUGUCAUUGAUCCCAACGAUCCUCGUAAAGUAAUUGUUAAAAAAUUGGCACUAUGUGUUGCUGAUAGAGCCGAUAUGGAACUUGAUUUAACCGGGGAUCUGAGUCAGCUGAAAAAACAAACAUUUACCAUCAAAGAAGGUGUCAGCUAUCGUAUUCGAAUUGAUUUUAUUGUUCAACGAGAGAUUGUCCACGGUUUGAGAUAUGUACAAAAAACAUACAGGCUAGGUGUACCCGUUGACAAGAUGACACAUAUGGUUGGUUCUUACCCACCAAAAACUGAAGUCCAAUCGUACACAACUCCACCAGAGGAUGCACCAGCGGGCGUUAUGGCACGGGGAUCCUACACUGUGAGUUCUUUAUUCACCGACGAUGAUAAGCAUGAGCAUCUCAAGUGGGAGUGGUCAUUUGAUAUUAAGAAAGAUUGGAAAGAAUAACGAUUGUCUAUCCAUCUUGUGACUACUCAUUGCAAUCUUCAAGAUGAACCUUUUAAUACAAUAAAAGUUAAUUAUUGCUAAGCCAUCAAGUUUGUAGAAAUGGAUGCCUAGUAUAAUAAAUCCAUUUUUUCUUUUUUCGAUUCUUCAUUAAUUUAGUUUGAUGGUAAUUUGAUUUACCUAUUACUCGAUAUAUAGACAUGUAGAGACCAAGGCCAUACGGAUUUGUAUGUGUGUAUUUUUUUUCUUCUUUCAAUGCCAACGUUCAAACAUAAAAUACAUGUAUUAAUGUGUAUGAAACAAUGAAAAAGAAAAUGAAAAAAACCAAAAUGAUGGGGAAAAUUUAUUCAAGUUAUUUUCUCAAUUGUAAACAUCAUCCAACCAUAGAUUCACAUAGGAUAUCUCUUUUGGCCCUGAAAACACGAGAUAAUAUAAGAGAAUAUAUCAAUUUUUUCUAGGAUAAAAUGUGAAAAAUAUUUGUGUGAAAAUGUACAAGUUUUUGGUGCCUCUGGUAGCAUUUAUAUACGAUAUUCUCUGGCAGAAUUAGUCGAGUUAACAUACAGUGCCUACAUCCUACAUCAUACUCUCAAUGAUCAAUUUAAAACUUUUUCCGUUUUUUUUUUCUUUUUUUUUUCUUCCCAGCCUUUCAAUGGCUUGUAAUUAUUGAUUGAGAAUCAUCCCAUACAAGUGUCAUCGAUAUAAUAAAGUCUUUAGGACUGGUUGCACAAAGCCUAACUGGCUCACGUCACUCGUCACUUGACGAUUUUCCAUGUACUUUAAGGUGGAUUACUGAUGAUUCGUUGCUCGAUGUGGGCUUGGUGUAACCAACAAGCACUAUGAAAUAAUACUAAGUAAAUAUUGAGUUUUUACAUAGAGUAUUUGACAACAAUAUACACCACCAUAUAACCAAUUUUUGAAGCCAAAAUGCAUUAAUUGUACUCCAUCAAUGUAAAAUAUGUCGAAAUAAACGUUUUCCAUGCUACAUACACAA